Thecamonas trahens ATCC 50062 is the source of this 1001-nucleotide messenger RNA. RefSeq lists its product as uncharacterized. Bases 145 to 936 code for a protein of 263 amino acids. The record is from RefSeq and is a predicted model, not a curated record. Lineage: Eukaryota; Apusomonadida; Apusomonadidae. The transcript has a single exon.
CAUUUGCCGGCGUGCCACAAUGAGUCACAAUGACGUCGGUCUGACUGGCCACAGGCAAGGCGUGCAAGCACAUGAGCGACCGGGGAAACACACACUCGUCUCCAACCCUCUCUUCCUCUCUACACACAUACACAUACUCAUAUCAUGCUGCGCGCACUCUCCGGAGCCCGUCUUGCGGCACCCUCGCUCUCGUCCGAACUGCCGCGUAUGGCGGCAGCAUUUCAUCUGCAUCCGCGCCAGCAGUAUGUUCACCGCCGCGGACCGCCGCCAGAGGCUGACACACCAUCGUCGAUCAUGACAGCGGCCAUGGGUGCUGUGGCGGCCAUCGGCGUUGUCGGCGCCAUUGUCCUCAACUCAAAGUCAUCGCAAAACCGCAAGGGCAAGACUGUCGAGUUUGUCCAGCCUCCCGACGCACUCCCCUCUCUCGAGCCCGAUGGCGCCUUUGAUGCCGACGACGAGUCGUUCCUCGCCCACUCGUCGUCGUACGAGAACCAGCGCGGGCCUGCCGAUGCCAUCGAGGUAUAUGAUGGCGCAAAGCACACCACGGUCACCGCCGACUCGGCGGCAACAGACGGCACCCGCAUGCUCAACAUCCUCAACGAGCCGGUCAAGGUCCGCGUCGGCGAUGGCGAGUGGGUCACCGUCACCCGCGUCAUGCUCGACACCGGCAAUCUCGGGCCGACUCUCAUUCUUCCGCGCCUGGCCGAACGCAUCGGUCUCGAGCCCAAAGCCCGCAUGAUGCCGGUUGUCUCAGUCGGCAUCCAUGGCGACGCCCGCACUCUCCCGUCGGCCAAGGCCAAGGUGUGGAUCAAAAACGUCGAGCUCGACGUUGUCGUCACCCUCGGCGAGGUUCCGCUUGCCGACUACGAAAUGGUCCUGGGCAAGGACGUGCUCAAGGUCCUGUUUGAUCGUGGCUUUGUCAUCGGCGCGUACUGAUCGUAUCCUCCCCCCCUCACACACACGCACCUAUUUCCAUCCAAUUGUAAAACUACGAAACGGUG